Molecule: messenger RNA, 1110 nt
Organism: Syngnathoides biaculeatus (alligator pipefish)
Lineage: Eukaryota; Metazoa; Chordata; Actinopteri; Syngnathiformes; Syngnathidae
Gene: npy
Product: neuropeptide Y
Exons: 5
Coding region: 628-927 (99 amino acids)
Biological process (GO): feeding behavior; neuropeptide signaling pathway
Cellular component (GO): extracellular region
Molecular function (GO): neuropeptide hormone activity; neuropeptide Y receptor binding
Source: RefSeq, a predicted model, not a curated record
UGUUUUCUCUCGCUCGCGUCGCAUGCCUCAACUCGCUCGCAGCAUCCUGCGCGAAACAAAAGGCCCACGCGGCACCCAACUUAAGGAGCGCCUUUGCAGAUAGGCGACCGAUUUGUUAGAUUACACGGCUGGGAGCUGACAUACAAAAAGAGCGAUGAAUGGGAGGUAAAUGAAGCACUUGCCGAUAGACUCAUUUCAAUCCUAUUUGGGUGUGCAUAUUAAAGGUUGCUCCCUUGAACUCGGCUCUUCUUUUGGCUGCACGCGCACGCCUGCAGGUUCUUUGUGCCUGCUGCUCCUGAAUCGGAUUGGGAGGAGCUACAUGAGAACGUUUCAUUGAAAAGUCAUUGAAAAAGAACAUUCGCCCGCACGGGAGACCGUGUCAAACGUUCUUAUUCGUCGGGCGACGUCGGGAGCAUUUUGGGUGAGAGGCCUCGCGUGAAGUGCAGCGUGCUGAGAAAGAAAACACACGCGCAAUGACAGCAUCGGCGGUGACGCUGGCGUGAAGCGAAGCUCUGACGCGCUCGGCUCGCGCACACAUAUAAAGCCCAGUGCGCACCAGGCGCACUUCAGAUCAGAGGAGACGCAACCACAUUGCGCACAAGACACCCUGAGAACACCCUGGAAAUUAUGCAUUCUAACUUUGUCAGCUGGGUGGGGGCCCUGGGGUUCCUGCUGUGGGCGCUGCUGUGCCUGGGCACCCUGACAAACGGCUACCCGGUGAAACCGGAGAAUCCCGGGGACGACGCCCCCGCCGAGGACCUGGCCAAGUACUACUCAGCCCUGAGACACUACAUCAAUCUCAUCACAAGACAGAGGUAUGGCAAGAGGUCCAAUCCCGAGAUACUGGACACGCUGGUCUCAGAGCUGUUGAUGAAGGAGAGCACAGACGCUCUUCCACAGUCAAGAUACGACCCGUCAUUGUGGUGAAAAGGUCAUCAGGCGGGGGCCGGGGGCCACCUCCACGUCUAAACGUCAUGUCGUCGCACGCGUGCCGAAAAGGACCACCCCGCCGCUCCUCCACCUCGCCCAUCCGCUACCAAUCCGCUGCUUCGUACCAUCAAAUUGUAAAUAUUCGACCCACAGUCUUCAUCUGUGAAUGUUGAAAGUAAA